AUGAGGACUGCUGCAAGACCAACAAAACGUAGGGAUCGACUGGCUUGUGUAUCAUGCCGUCAAAGGAAGCUAAAAUGUGAUCGUGAAAGUCCCUGCGGCAGCUGUGUUCGCAGGAGAGACAUCACAUCAUGCACCUACGAAGUUUCCAUUACUAAUCUGGGACGCGACCGCGUCCACCGCACCCAGGCCCAGGCGCGCCUUGAACAUCUAGAGCACCUCGUUGGGUUACUUGCGAAACAACAUACAGCUACGAAUUCCGGAGCCCAGGAUGCCACCCCAUCUGCUGUAUUGUCACAAAACCCUAGCAGCGCGAUAAACACAGAUGCGUCACCUUCUUCAUCUGGUGACCUUUGUUACCAGGCCGGAAGUGGCACGACUCACUGGUCAGCCAUGUUGGAUGAUAUACAAGCUCUCAGAUCUACGCUCGAUUCAUUUAUUGAUGAUGACAAAUAUGAUCAAAAUGGCAGCGAUGCUCCCUUAGGAGCUGGAAUGGAAAUCGGCGUCAUGUUCGGUGUUGGUCUCUCUCAAGAUCUCAGUAUCGAGCAAGUACUCAAUAAUCAUCUCCCCUCGCGAAGGGAUGCAGACCGCCUGUUGUCUACAUACUUUCGAGUCCGGUUGCAUAUCACGCCAUAUAUACACUCCUUACAAUUUCGGAGGCAGUAUGAGGCAUUUUGGGACAACCCUACUGCAGCAUCGCCACUAUGGAUAUCGAUACUCUUUUCAAUGCUGUUCAUGGCCGCCAACGCGACUCGGACAGGUAGAGAAAUCGAGGUGCCAGGUCAUGGGUUUACAGUUGCUGCUGCCCAAUGUCUUGUUCUGGGCGAGUAUUUCCGCCCCAAAACGUUUUGUUUUGAAGCACUCCUGAUGUACGCCCAAUCCCACUACAUCACUUGUUUAGAAGUGACUCCAGAUUCGGCUAGCAUUCUUAGCAUGCUUGCCCAUAUCGCUACAGUUUCAGGAUACCACAGAGAGAACGGUGUUCCAAACUUGAGUCCCUUCGCUGCAGAGAUGCGACGCAGGGCAUGGAGCAUGUUCUUAGCGCUCGAUCUUCUGGUAUCGUUCCACUUAGGCCUGCCAUGCAGAAUCAACUUGUCAAUCUCGGACACACAGGCUCCAAGAAACUUACUCGACUCCGACUUUGACGAAUACACUAAUCGACUGCCUGACUCACGACCAGAUACUGAGAUGACCAGCGUCACAUUCUGUAUCCUGAAGCACAGAUUUAUGACGGUGUUUGAUAAGAUCCUUCAACAUGUUCUGGUGAAUCGUUCACACGAGGCAGAAGAAAACGACAUCGAAUCUCUGGACGCUGAACUAAAACAUUUAUACGACACCCUGCCGAAACCAUAUAAGCCGCGGCGAAUCGAAGCUUGUAUAACCGAUCAUCCUCAAUUGAUUGUAGCUCGUCUCUGUGUCUCGUUUGUAUACUACAAAUCUCUCUGCGUUCUACAUCGGCCACACAUUAUCAAAUUCCGAGACAAGAGCAUCCGAGAAUGCUAUGCCGCGUCAUCCGCCCUUGUGACAGAUCUCCUACGCGUUUAUGAGGAGUGUAAGCCAGGAGGCCAGCUGGAUACUGAAACGUGGCUUAUGAAGAGCAUCACCUGGCAUGAUUUCUUGCUUGGUGUAACUACAUUGUGUCUUGUUGCUUACGCAACGAAUAAGACCACGGAGGGAUUCAACAUUGAUCAGACAAGUACAAAACUUCUUUUGGAAAGAGCUGGAAUGGUGAUUCAAAAUGAGCAGGCAGAGGAUGGCGCGAGGGCUCGAUCGAAGGUUCUUUCAAUACUUGAACCUACCAUUUCGUACUUACGAGCGCAACUAAGCGACAGCAGCAUGAAUGUGCCGGCUGAUAUAUGGACGUUACCAUCCGCGGGCAACACGGAUACAUCAUCAAAUGGAACUGAGAAAUGGAACUGGAAAGUGGGUGAUACCCAGCUACCAACCGAAACCAAUUGGGACUAUCUCAAUGACCUAUUCAAUGCUUCUCAUUAUGAAGUGUUGACCGGGUUAGAUGUUUGA
Fusarium venenatum is the source of this 2019-nucleotide messenger RNA. RefSeq lists its product as uncharacterized. The record is from RefSeq and is a predicted model, not a curated record. Gene Ontology annotation, biological process: DNA-templated transcription; regulation of DNA-templated transcription. Gene Ontology annotation, molecular function: zinc ion binding; DNA-binding transcription factor activity, RNA polymerase II-specific; DNA binding. Lineage: Eukaryota; Fungi; Ascomycota; Sordariomycetes; Hypocreales; Nectriaceae.